This is a messenger RNA of Uloborus diversus, 1458 nucleotides long. Its product is annotated as selenoprotein N-like. Gene Ontology annotation, molecular function: calcium ion binding. The transcript is spliced from 8 exons. Gene Ontology annotation, cellular component: endoplasmic reticulum membrane. The record is from RefSeq and is a predicted model, not a curated record. NCBI's taxonomy places the organism in Eukaryota, Metazoa, Arthropoda, Arachnida, Araneae, Uloboridae. Gene Ontology annotation, biological process: calcium ion homeostasis; skeletal muscle fiber development.
AUGUCAGGGUAUGUACGAGAUGUUACACCUCAGGUUGGUGAUAUAUUUCAACUGUUAGAUAAGAACAAAGAUGGGAAUUUGGACAUAGCCGAAUUUGCGAAAAUACAGGAAGAUUACAAACUUUUUCAGUAUGUGUCGCCAACAAAUUCUGAUGCUGAUAAAAAUCCUGAAGUACAAAAAUUUCCUAAUAUUCCUGUAAAAUUGGGAGAGCAGAUCAUCAGUAUUGAAACAAGCUUUCAACCUUUGAUAUUAAGUUCAAUGAAAAAGAAUGUUGCAGCAAUCCCUGAGAAUGAAUUAGGACCAUUAACUGGAUUAAUAAAUUGGACUAAGCCUUUUAAGAAAAGUCAUGCUUUUGGAGCCCAGAGCUUCAAAUUAUUCCUUUUGAGCAAGAACGUUGAAGAACCUGGCAUGUCUUGGUGGAUAAUUGAACCAAAACUUUCAAAAUAUUCAACUCCAUUGUCAAGUGAAAGGUACUUUCCGCCAAUUGUGGAGGAAAAGUUUCACAUAUUGUUUGCCCUUCUCAGUCUUUUCCAUCCUCAACCUUUUCUUUGGGGUCGUUUUGGUCCUCAAGGAACGGUAGCUGUUUUGAGAGCUUUCACUGGAGAUUUUUAUGACAUAAUAUUUAGGGUACAUGCAGAAUUUCAGUUGAACCAACCACCUCUUCAUCCUUUCUGGUUUACACCAUCACAAUUUAAUGGACGAAUAAUCAUCAAUAAAGAUGCUUCUGUAGUUAAAUUUUUUCACAUGGAAGUGCCAAAUAAACGAUUAAACGUGGACAUGGAAUGGCUUAAUGGUCCUAAACAGGAGAAUAUGGAAGUUGACAUAGGACAUAUUCCUCAAAUGGCUCUGAUAUCUUCUGCCAUAUCUGCUGCUUCUGAUAACAAAAAAGGAGCUGACCAAAAUAUAUCAACAAUCAAAUGGGAAAAGGAAAUUGCUGUUGAUGAAGCUUUACACAUCUUAGAAUUAGAAUUUUACCCAUUUAAAAAAGUGAAAUACUACAAUAUAAUUGAAGCUUUCCAAAUUGCCAUGAAUGAAUCAAAAUUAGUUCAUGGCAUAAUUUUGUGGGGAAAUCUGGAUGAUCAAUCCUGCUGAGGAUCAGGGCGGACUUUGCGAGAAACUGCACUUGCAAGUCCGCCUAUAAUAAAUCUUUUACAAGCUCACUUUAUUAGUUUUUGGUCACUUGUUGCUGAGCUUGAGGAAUACGUUCAUCAUUCUGAUCCCAGAACUUCUAAGCUUGCGAGCACUUGUCUGGAUACUUAUGAGUUCCCUGUUGAGUCUGUAAUUUUUCACCCCAAUGGCAGUCUUAUUCAUCAUGCCAAUGCCAAUAAUUUGAUUGAUAUUAAUCAAGAUUCCCAAUCAUUUUUUACUAUGUUUAGUGAUCCUGUUGACUUCAAUUAUCAAAAUUUUCUUGAAGUUGGGCUAAAAACUGGUAACGUUGUAAGAGAUAAUGAAUUUUAA